Messenger RNA from Fibroporia radiculosa, 1704 nucleotides. RefSeq lists its product as uncharacterized. Lineage: Eukaryota; Fungi; Basidiomycota; Agaricomycetes; Polyporales; Fibroporiaceae. The transcript is spliced from 8 exons. Gene Ontology annotation, cellular component: RNA N6-methyladenosine methyltransferase complex; nucleus. The record is from RefSeq and is a predicted model, not a curated record. Gene Ontology annotation, molecular function: mRNA m(6)A methyltransferase activity. The coding region runs from base 1 to 1704 and encodes 567 amino acids.
AUGUCUGAAGACGAGAGGCUCAAGCUGAAUACAUCGUCCCUGCUUCAUACCCUCUUCUCAUCUUGCAAAGUCACUGCACCCAUCUCCUCCUUCGACCUCCUUACGCACGUCAUUACUUCUCCCACCGGCCCCCUGCUGAGUCCUGAGUCCGCACCUCCAUUCCGUCUCACUGAUAUUUCCCGCUUCGAGGCCAUCCUCGAGAGCCUCUCAGAAGCUUGGGACUAUGGCCAGAUUUCUGUGAUGCGCGAGAAUCGCGACGGUGAGCUCAUGGUCAUUGACGUGCAACUUGGCGACUCGCAAUCUGGUGGCGCAGCACGGAUGCAGGGACGCAAGCGCAAGCGUGUGGUGGAUGAGGAUGCCGAUUCUGCUGCUGGAGAUGCGGAGGAGGAGGCCGAAGAGCGUAUUGAGCGGUUGCGUUCUGAGCUGAAGCCAGCUCCCACUACGCUCGCGAGUCUGAGCAAGGAUAUGAAGGAAGUAUAUAAUAUCCUCCAGCGCUGCACGGCCAAAGGAAGGUUACUGGCUGAGCAGUUCCGUACCGUGAAUGGGAGCUUUGAGCCAAUCUGCCCUAACAUCACCAAGGAUGACUGUGCCAAGGCGCGCCGCCUUGCGGACAUCACUAAUGAUGCCGUAAAUAGCAGAGGACCGGCGACAAUAUGCGACCGCAUACAUUUUCGUCCGCUCCUUCGCCCACAUACAGACCCCUCCCUAGGCCAUUGCUCCUACCUUAACACCUGCUACUCGGAGCCGACUUAUGCACAGUCGCCUUCUAUCCCGCCUCUGCCAUCGCAUCGUCAGAUGGGAUACGGGGCACAAGGUGCCGGCAGUGUGAGCCUUCCGAGUGGUCUGGGUGCUGGCGGCAGAGGCAAGGAGAAAGCUCCAUGUCGCUACCUGCACUUCGAAUUAGACUGGGAUAUAAAUGACGGCACUGGUCCAACCGAUCAAAGAUUGGAGCCAAAACGUAAGCCGUUCAAACUGGGAGUAGGCCUCGGACCGACUGGGAAGGACACGCCCAUACUCCCACCCCAAUGGCUUAAUUGUGACCUGCGAAGAUUUGACUACUCCGUUCUCGGCAAGUUUCAUGUCAUUAUGGCGGACCCACCAUGGGAUAUUCAUAUGAGCAGGGGCCUCGCUUCAGAAUUGCCGUACGGGACAAUGACAGACGACGAGAUGCGGGCAAUGCCUAUACCGACAUUACAAGAUGAGGGGCUUCUCUUUCUUUGGGUUACCGGUCGUGCUAUGGAAGUCGGCCGGGAAUGUUUACGCGUUUGGGGGUAUACUCGUGUGGAUGAAGUCGUCUGGGUCAAGACAAACCAGCUUCAACGCGUUAUUCGCACUGGCCGCACAGGACACUGGUUAAACCAUACUAAAGAACAUAUGCUUGUUGGUGUGAAAACCAUCACAGACGACGCAGGAAACCUCAAGUUCCCCUCAUGGGCUAACCGAGGGCUCGACACAGACGUGAUCGUCUCUGAAGUCCGCGAGACUAGCCGUAAGCCCGAUGAGGUAUAUGGUUUAAUCGAGCGAAUGUGCCCUGGUGGCCGCAAGAUCGAGAUCUUUGGGCGGAAACACAAUGCUAGACCGGGAUGGCUGACACUAGGCAAUCAGCUCGGACACGACCAAAUUUACGAGGAAGAUCUGGCGACGAGGAUUAAGGCUAGAUAUCCAGAGCGUAACAUAAACGUUCGUCAUGCAAGUGGACUGUAA